Molecule: messenger RNA, 4392 nt
Organism: Pantherophis guttatus
Lineage: Eukaryota; Metazoa; Chordata; Lepidosauria; Squamata; Colubridae
Source: RefSeq, a predicted model, not a curated record
UUCCUCUUCCGGAAUGACUGAUGGGAGGAAGUUGGUGUGCAGAGCGGCUUUUCUGCUGUUUCCAUGGUGGAAGCAGCAGCUGGCAGACAAAGAAGAUGGCAAUGAGCAAUCUGGACAACUGAGGAUAACAAACAACUUUGAAUAGCAAAACAAGUCAGUCCAGAAAUCAAAAUAUUUUCCAUUUCCUUCAGAGUGUCCCCCAGCAGGUGAGAGAGAAAUGAGAGAAAAUCAAGAAGAGAUUUCUAACUGGAAAAAUAGAGUGUGAAAUUAAAGCAUACGUUACAUGAAAAGUCAAGGGAGAUUAUUUUUCCAUUCAGGAAAAGGGGGAAAUAUCUGGAAGUUACUGGGGAGGAAGCCACGUAGAGCAGACAGUGUUGAAGGCCUCGCUCUGGGAGGAAGAAAAUCACCAGUAAAUCAAAGCAGCACUAAAGGGAUUAUCCAUAUUUUUGACCACCUCAAGAAUAUUAGUUGUGGAAAAACUCCAUAGACGUUUUUGUUCUGGGAAAGAUACAACUUGCAAAUCACAGCUGAUUAUGCCAGAGGGGAUCCAGACUGGAGAAAAACCGUACAAAUACUCUGAAUGUGGCAAAAGCUUUGGUCAGAACAACUUCAUUUUCUUUCAUGGAAGGACCCACACAAGAGAGAAGCCCUAUAAAUGUUCCCAAUGUGGUAAAUGCUUUAGCAAGCAUGGCAACGUGGACUCACACCAAGGAGAAACCCUUUGAAUGUCCUGAUUGUGGGAAACGUUUCAUUCAGAAUUCCAGCCUGGUUAAACACCAGAGGAUUCACACAGGAGAUAAACCCUUUGAAUGUCCUGAUUGUGGGAAAAGUUUCAGUCAAAAUUGCAACCUCAUUGGCCACCAGAGGAUUCACACAGGAGAGAAACCCUUUGAAUGUGAUUGUGGGAAAUGUUUCAGUCAGAAUUCCAGCCUGGUUAAACACCAGAGGAUUCACACAGGAGUGAAACCCUUUAAAUGUCCUGAUUGUGGGAAAUGUUUCAGUGAUAAUUCCAGCCUGGUUAAACACCAGAGAACUCACACAGGAGAGAAACCCUUUGAAUGUCCUGACUGUGGGAAAAGUUUCAGUCAGAGUUCCCACCUCAUUGGCCACCAGAGGAUUCACACAGGAGUGAAACCCUUUGAAUGUCCUGAUUGUGGGAAAAGUUUCAGUCAGAAUUCCAGCCUGGUUAAACACCAGAGGAUUCACACAGGAGAGAAACCCUUUGAAUGUCCUGACUGUGGGAAAAGUUUCAGUCGGAAUUCCAGCCUGGUUAAACACCAGAGGAUUCACACAGGAGUGAAACCCUUUGAAUGUCCUGACUGUGGGAAAAGUUUCAGUCGGAAUUCCAACCUCAUUGGCCACCAGAGGACUCACACAGGAGAGAAACCCUUUGAAUGUCCUGACUGUGGGAAAAGUUUCAGUCAAUAUUCCAACCUCAUUGGCCACCAGAGGAUUCACACAGGAGAGAAACCCUUUGAAUGUCCUGACUGUGGGAAAUGUUUCAGUCAGAAUUCCAGCCUGGUUCAACACCAAAGGAUUCACACAGGAGUGAAACCCUUUGAAUGUCCUGAUUGUGGGAAAAGUUUCCGUCAGAUUUCCAGCCUGGUUAAACACCAGAGGAUUCAUAUAGGAGCGAAACCCUUUGAAUGUCCUGAUUGUGGGAAAUGUUUCAGUGAUAAUUCCAGCUGGGUUAGACACUGGAGGAUUCACACAGGAGAAAAACCAUUUGAAUGUCCUGAUUGUGGGAAAUGUUUCAAUUUAAAUUCUAGCUUGGUUAGACACCGGAGAACUCACACAGUAGAGAAACCCUUUGAAUGUCUUGAUUGUGGGAAAUGUUUCAGUGAAAAUUCUAGCUUGGUUAGACACUGGAGAACUCACACAGGAGAGAAACCAUAUGAGUGUCCAGACUGUGGGAAAGAUUUCAGUACUAAGGAUAGCCUUCUAAAUCAUACACACGGGAAAAACCAUUUAAGUGCCCCGAGUGUGCAUGAUGCUUCAGGAAACCUUCCAACCUUAUCGUACACUAGAAUAUCCACAUGAGGCCCAAAGUGAUGAGUGUAGACAGAGUUUGAAUUUCAUUUCUAAUGUCACAUUGUAAGUCCAGCUGAGAAAUUGACUAUUUAAUUUGACUACAAAGAAUUUGCCUGAUUUUUUGUAGGCAAAUAUGUCAUGAUAUUAGUCAGAAAGGAAGAAAGAAAAAAUUGGAACAUACUAGUUUGAUAAAGGCUAUCUGGCCAUCAGCAGCAGAAGUUGCUGAAUAUUUAUUUUUGCAGAAAUUGUACAAUUAUGUAAAAAUCUUUUUGGGAGUGUUCUUUGCAUUUUUAUCAUGGUAGAUGAUAGAAAUGCCACAGGCAUAGUCCCAGCCUUUUUCUCCCUGGGUGCCCCCGAGAUUUUCAGCCCCAGAAUUCCCCCAGCCAGCAUCUCUUUGGGAUAGGAGCACUCAGACUAUAGUUAGAGAUUGUGGCUCCUCAUAUAAUAGCAAUAGCACCUUGACUUAUGUACCGCUUCAGAGUGCUUUAUAGCCCUCUCUAAGUGGUUUACAUAGUCAGCAUAUUGCCCCCAACAAUCUGGGUCCUCAUUUUACCGACCUCGGAAGGAUAGAAAGCCAAGUCAACCUUGAGCCGGUGGGAAUUGAGCUGCUAAACUUGCCACCAUGGCUCUUAUGAGGAGAAAGUGAGCGUAGAGUGGAGGGAUUCAAAGUUCAUCUUUUCCUAACUGUUCCAGGAAUUCAGCGCACGAAGCAUGUCUGUUCAGAUUGUAUCAAGAAUGAGGCACGCAAGUGGAAGACACCACAUAAAUAGCAAAUAUUUUGGGGGAGUUUGGGGCAGUGACAAAACCAGUGUAAAAUUUCAGAUGUAAAGGCUGUUCUGCCCUGCAGGUGACCUUCAUGAAGAAGAGCUGUAGAAAUACUGAGUUGAGGAGAAAAGGGAUUGUGGUUUUCAGCACAGGAUCUCCAGGUUUAUUCACAACUCCUGCUGUGAUCUCCUUUGUUUUUAGGGGCCUCCUUGUUAAGACUUUGACAGCUGGGGCCUGAGAGCAGCACCAAGGGACUGAUACUUUUGUGGUUCUCCCCUCUUGGUGGGGAGAUGUGAGAAAAAAGUUGUACAGUAGAUAAUCAAGCAAAAUUAAAUGAAGCCAAUCUAAGAGUCAGAGGGGAUGGUCUAUAGAGCGAGGUCAAAAGCCAUAAGUCCCUACUCAGACGAACAGUCCAUUUCCUCAGAACCAAACUUUGAAGCUCAGAUUGAAAGGUGGAAAGUAGGUGUUAUUUGGAAGAUACUGGAUCUUGAAAACUGCAGCCUUGAAUUUGGGGCUGGAGUAGCAGGAACAGCUGCAUGGAUAGAUUUUUUGGGGAGGAAGAAAGCUCAGUUUGGUGGUCACCAGGCUACAGCCUGAGAGACGCUCAUUUCCGGUCCUGCUUUAGGCACAAAGCCAUCUCAGAGGCCUUGGCCUGUCCCGUCCUCUCAGGUCUUUGAAGGGAAAUCUGCUUACAAAAAAUCUUGCCAAGGAAACUGCAGAGAAACGGGAGUGCAGGAUAACUCCCCAAAACCUACUUUUGCAACUUUGGAGAGUGAAGCCUGACCUACUUAGCUUCCCAAGAUUAGGGACGUGUUGUGCCAUAAAUAUUUAUGAAGUUCUUGUUUGUAUGCACAGCUGCUAAAUUAUUUCCAGCUUCAUCCUAUGAAUGGAAUAAUGAAACCUGGAACAAUAACAAUAACACCCACCUUCCAAACCACAUCUAGAUAGGAGAGAUUCUUUCUGUCUGCAUCCUUGCAGAGCCUAAAUCUCACUUGGGGGAAGAGUUGCUCUGAGCAGCCUUCCCAAUCUCCACAGGAGUUAGCUUUAUUAUUCCCAAACAGUUUGGGCAAAAGACUUGGAGGGCACUACUUUGCAGAAAGCUGAUGUAUAGAUUUCUGCACUUUCUUAGGGGUGACUCAGUGGAGAUCAAAACCUCUCUACAUCCCCCAAACUUUAUGACUGAUUUGCUGUGUCUGCCAAGGAUUUAAGACCCAGGAGAAUCAGUGGGUCAGAGGCUCAAAGGGAGCCAGCUUCAUUCCUGCUGCCCAGAGCUGCUUCCAAGCACACCCAUGCUAAAUGCCUUGUGCGUCUAUAACUUUGCAUACACAGAAGUCUCCAUUAGGUCAAAGUGAGAAAGUCACAUACCCAGCAGGGCUGGAAAAGGGGAUUUAACAAGAGGAGAUGACUGCCUGUAUAUGGUAAGAGCAAUGUUUCCAAAAGGCAUUUCCAAGGGCUGGAAAAAAGAUUGGUAAUACAGAUGUUCAUGCAACAAUGUACCACUCUUUGUUUGAUACCCAUUCCUUUUUUAAAUUCAAUAUAUUAAUCUAAUAAAAUAUACAAAAUCCUUGCCAAGGAAACUGCAAGGCCAGGCAUCAA